GGUUGACUUUAGAAAAUUAAAAACUAAACAUCAAAUAGCUAAUAAGUGUGAAGAGCAACAUGUGAAAAAGCAAAAGACACUUAUAGAAAAAGACUUACGAGCCAAGAAAGCUAAUAUUCCACUAUCAGGAUUUUGUGAAAAUGCUAAAUGUGAUUUACUCAGAGAACUGCCUUGUGUAAUCUGUUCUGAGAUGUUUUCAUCAGAAUAUUGGACUAGAAUUUCUGUAAAAGGUAUAGAUCUAUUAGUACUUGAAGUUGACAAGAAAUUUGUGACUUUGCUUUUUGAUGUGGACUUUAACUAUAAAUAUCCAUGGAUUGAUAAACGUGAAUAUAAAGUCUUAUUAGAUAGAGACAGAUCAUUAGAUGCAGGUAAAACUCUGUUGUUGUCCUUAGUUAACACAUGGAUAGGUACAGUUUUGUUGUGUCUUCAAGAGUUAACAAUUUCAGAACAGCUUUUGAUCUCUACAGGAUAUCUUUGUAUAAAUCUUAUUCAGCUUACUAAUCAACAACACACAUAUCAUAAACUAAAAGAACAUUUGUGUGAUAACUUAAAAGUAGUUUUUGUUGGUCAGGAUCAACUAUCGAAAAUACAAUUAAAAAAAAGUAUUGUUAAAAUAGAUAAAAUAGCAUUAAAUUCUUUACCAGAAGAUGAAGUUCCAGUAGCUUUGAUGGUGACUACUGUAAUGGUUGAUAUUGAGUUAGAUAAUAAUAGAGAAGCAUUUGAACAUGACAAGUAUAAUUUUACUAAUAGUAGUGAAGAGUUAAGAAGUUCAGGUAUGGUAUGCAUGGACAAUAUUUCUUUUGCAGAAAAGAGUCAUACUUUAAAGAUGCUUGAAAAAAUGAUCAAUGAAUCAAAUACUGAUGAUAUAGAAUUAGCACUUGAACAAGAGUAUAGCAAACAACCAAUAACAAAUUAUGCUAUUCUCGAGUUAUUGAAAAAUGUCAAUGCUGUUGGAGGGAAAAUUAUAGCUGAUCUUCACAGCCCAAUUGUGAUGCUAUAUGUGGAAAAGAAGAUUGACAUUGAUUUUUUAGUUUCUGAUAAUUUUCCAACAGUGACAAAAAGGGCAAGAUUGGCCCAUCUUGACCUGACUGCAGUAGCAAACCAAUAUUUAACUGAUGAAAUAUUAUUAUUGGAAUAUAUGACUCCAAAAACAAAUUUAAAAAGGAGAAUGCAUCCAUCAUUUUUACCUAUUUCAGACUCACAGUUACUCGAUUUUGAAGAAAAAUUUCAUUGUAAUGUUCUUGCAAUCGCCAAGCAUACACUAUUUCACAAAUGCACCUGGUCAUGUGACUAUUAUACACCAAAUAAAUUUUUUUCAAUUUAUCUUAAUAUUUUUGAGAUAUAUUUAACUAAGCAAUUUCAUAUUGGGAAAAACUUGCCUGAGUUGGAGACUUCGAAUAAUUUUGAUGAUAGUACUGGUGAUGAUGAGCUAGAGCAAGAUUUGAAUGAAAAUUGCAAUAUGAAUGAUAAGGUAUUCAGAGUAAUAAAUUUAGGUGAAAAAAUGGCUGCAGUAAAUUUACGUGUUGACUAUAUAUAUUAUGGUGGAAACCAAGAAAGUGACAAAAUACAUGAUUAUAAAAUUGAACAUCCACAGUGUUUAACACAUAUACAAGUUCACUGGUCCAAUAGAAAUAAGAAAGUACCAGUGUUAUGUAGGAAAGGUAUUCUACACAGAUGUAAAAAAGAGACAAUUUUAGACAAGCAAUUAUGUCAGAUGGCUAAUAGAAAUCUGGAAGCAUCAAAACUUUGGCAAAUAGAAAGAUCAGUAGUAAGAUAUAAUAUGUCAACUGAUAAUAUAGAAUUACUGAAUAGUCAGGAAGAUUCAGAUAUUAAAGAUGAAUCAUCCUUUGAUCUAUAUGCAAUAAUAUGCUCUGGGUUUUAUAAUUUGAAGUUAGUUGAUGAAGCAAUGUUACAUUUACAUCUUAAAGAUGGAUUUAAAAUAAGAAAUGAAAAAUUACAGAAUAGUGAAGAUAUUUUUAACAAAUUUAAACCUACUUGUAAAAAUGAUAAUAACUUAAUACAAAAAUGGCAGGAAACUAUAGCAUCAUGGAAAAGGACAGAACCAGUAAAUGAAAAUUGUGAUGAUAAUCAUAUACAGGAGUUUACAUACAUAUCUAAGCACUUAAAUUAUGCAUCAUUACAGUUAAGAAAAAUAAUAAAGGAAACUGAUUUAUUACAAGAAAUUUCAAGUGAUCUUAAUGAUGAACAAAAGAAACUUUUUUUGCUUGUGUGUGCUGGAGGUAUGGGAAAAUCUAAAGUUAUUAAAGCAAUUUGUAAAUAUUUUGAUCAAAUUGAACAAAAAGAAUCACUUGCAGUUUGUGCAUCACUGGAUUUGCUAUAUCAAGACCAGUGGGCAAGAAUAGAGUACUUAAUUUUGGAUGAAGUUUCUAUAAUAGGUCAAAAACUUCUAAUGCAAUUUUACACUUAUGUUAAAGAGGCAAAACCUAACUGGAAUAAUGCUUUACCAUUUGCAGAAUUAAAUAUAAUUUUUUUAGGAGACUUUAUGCAACUUCCACUAAAACAAAUUUCAAGUUCUGUAAAUACCCAGACAGUGGUAAAUACCAGUGGCAAAUACCAGUGGCAGGGGAUUAUGGCUAAUACUUUGACAGUUAAUAUUUGUAUAAAAGAUGGAAUGACUAAUAGUGCUCAGGGUAUUCUUCGUGAAAUCGUAUAUGAUGACACAGCUGCAAUCAUUAAAAGUUUGAGUGUUGAUAAAGGAAAAAGUAUAAUUAUUGACAAACCUCCAAAAUAUAUUAUAAUCGAACUUCUAAACUAUGCAUCGUGUAAAUAUGAUAAUCUGCCAUCGAAUCAUAGAACACAGUUACUUGUGACAUCUGCUUUCACAUUCACAGAAUUUAAAUGUCAAGGUGUGAUAUUAGAAAAAGCAAUUGUUGAUCUAAAUGAUGAUAACAUAAAAUCAGGUGUUUAUGUUAUGCUAUCUCAUAUACAAAGAUUACAAGAUGUAAUGAUACUUUGGCCAUUUAGUCAUUCAAAACUUAAUACAACUGUAGAACCUGACCUCAGAAAAGAGCUUAGACAUCUUGAGAAAUGUUUUAUAAAAACUAAACAAUUAGAAAAAUGGCCCUUUAUUUAA
Messenger RNA from Cetraspora pellucida, 3094 nucleotides. The record is from the annotation of a GenBank genome assembly. NCBI's taxonomy places the organism in Eukaryota, Fungi, Glomeromycota, Glomeromycetes, Diversisporales, Gigasporaceae.